AUGUUGCAUCGCACCAAGUUGAGUCAAGCCACCUACUGGAAAGGGAGCUUAGAAGAUAAGGAGAACGUUCUCUUUUUGAAGUAUGAGGAGAUAAUUGAGGAGCCUCGUGUUCAAGUCAAGAGGCUCGCCGAGUUCUUGAAUUGUCCAUCUACCGAGGAAGAAGAGAAGAGUGGAUUGGUGGAGGAGAUCUUGAAAUGGUGUAGCUUGCGUAACUUGGGAGAUUUAGAGACGACUUAUAAGAAGGGUAGAACUGAUAUCCAUUAUAUUCUAAUGUAUUCUUUAGGAAAGGUGAAGUUGGUGACUAGAAGAAUCAUCUCACUCAUCAUAUGGCCAAAACCAUUGACGAGAUCGUCGAAUGUAGACUACGAGGUUCCGGUUUGA
Messenger RNA from Arabis nemorensis, 381 nucleotides. Lineage: Eukaryota; Viridiplantae; Streptophyta; Magnoliopsida; Brassicales; Brassicaceae. The record is from the annotation of a GenBank genome assembly.